CGGUGGCCCGUUCUUGCCAGUUUUUGCGAUUUCUGGCGCCAUUUCUUGAAAGCUUCUGCGGAACUGUAAGCAGCCUCAAGUUUGACCUGGAUUUGGAGAGAUUGAUUCCGCUGGAAUCGUCCGUUUAACUCUUAUGUCUUGAGCAUGUGUUUUAUGACUGCGCGCCAUCGCCAGCAUAUUGUUCGUAAAUCAGCUGAACAAAGAUUUGCGGCCGUUCAAAGCUGCCGACCACGUGCCAACGACAGGGCUCUGUCAGACGACGAUGGAAGCUUCGAAGGCACCGGGAGAAAGUUGUGACCUCACCCGCUCAGUGCCCUUGCCUAAGUACAAUGCAGCCAGCAACAGAAUUUCGGCCGGCGAAACCGGCGGUUCAAGCGACAGCAAGGAGUACAAGCUUGGCCUCGAGCGCGCUGUCAGCACCGACACCUGGAAGGAUCACCUGGAUUUCGAACGUGCUUGUUCUUCGGCGGGACCAGGGGAAAGGUGCUGGUUGAUCGGCGAGCUGACUUCGUGGAACCGAGUUCUUCAAGGACUCGCAUUCGAGCUUGUCGAGGCCCAGCCAGGCAGUAUUCGCGCGCAGACGUUGGCGCACUCAAAGACCGACCUAGACAAGCCUGAUAAGGUUGUCGCCAGCGAGGCAUCGUUCCUGAUUUCGUGGCUUCUUGAGCACCAUCAAUGCAUCGACGAGUUGAGUGUGCUUUCUUAUAAGCACUCCAGCUACGAUGCAGAAAGUGCAAUUUCUUUCCCUAUUUGCAUGCGCCCGCCACUUGGAUGCGAACCCGACCGCUAUUUCCGCUGUCUGAAAAUCGAGCUGGCGGACUUCUCCUUUUCUAUGCAUCAGCAAGAGCAAACACCUUACUUGCACACAUUCGAAGGCCUCGACGCCGUCACCGGUCUCGAGAAGCUCAAAGUCGGCUCCCCAAAAAUCGAAUUCAGGUUCGCAGCAGAACUGGAGUCCCUUCUGCGACGCAACGCCAGCACCCUGAAAGCAGUGCAGAUCACGAAAGCGAUACUACCAAAAAAUGUUGACUACGCGCUGCGCUGUCUCGUCAACUGUGAGUCGCUGACUCUGUGCCCUUAUUUCGAUUGGGGCGACCGUGUCCCGAGCGUGGAUUCGGUGGCGCAACUCAUACGCAAGACAAGCGCACUGAAGAAGCUCAGUAUUUACCCGAUCGCAAAGAAGCAGCAGGUGACCACCAUAGCCGAAACUAUCAAAGUCAACACUUCAUUGGCAGAGCUUUACGUGCACGUUGUGCAAAUGAGCUGCUCGCCCGAGCCCUUAUUUGCUGCGCUCCAAGUCAACAGAACCCUUAAGGAACUGCGGCUUAUGCACUGCUGCAUCAAAGAAUCCUCUGGACGAGCAUUGGCAUCUGCUCUGUGGCAUAACACUAGCCUCCGCAGCCUGCACAUUGGCAACAGCACCAUUUCUGACAUCAGCAUGAAACUGUUGGCAGCUGUACUCCUGGUAAAUACAACAUUGGAACAGAUUCAACUUUCAAGUGAGCAGCUGCCCCUUGGAGGAAUCUUUGCACUGUGCUCUUCCCUGGGCAAGAACAAGACACUGAAAAAACUAGCAUUUGUUGACUUUCGAGCCUCCAAGCAAGGAAGGGAAGCCCUGGCACUGCAGCUGGCUAGGAGCGAGAGCUAUAGCCGCGUUCAGCUGCCCUGGGCCGAGCCAGACCUGCAUGGCUUGAGGAACGCCCUUAUCUCUCCUACAGUAUGCCCUGAAGAAGUAUGCUUUCGUGACAUUCGCCACCUACCAGAGGAAGGCCUCAAGCUACUCCUUGAUGCAGUUGCUGCGAGUGCAUGUGUUCACACUUUCAGGGUUUGCUUGAAAGGGAACCUUGGAACAAAGGGGGCAGCACUCUGUGAAAUGCUCAAGGCUAACCGGUCCAUUAGAACUCUGGAAAUUUCAAUAGAAAAGGAUUCAGGGAAUCUAGUCCACAACGUCUUGCUGGCCCUUGCGGCAAACACUUCAAUAUCCAAGCUCAUGAUUGGCAUUGACAUAAUAAACAAGUUUGAGACUGCCACCGACCUUUCUUACUUCCUAGCUCACAACAAGACAGUUACCUCACUUUUUUUGUCCUCGAUGACCUUCUUUUAUAAUGAAUUUGUGGGAGAGUUCUCGAAGGGAAUGUGGCAGAACAGGCUAAUUGUAAACUUCAAGCUAGCAUGCAACUUGCUUUGUAAUGAUGAGAGCUUCACUGUUUUUGAAGCACUGCGAAGGAACAAAGGUACUUUGAACCGUGCAGUUGAUUUUGUACUCCUGCACAAGACAGACAGGGAGUGUGCAGAAGCGUUUGAGCUGUUUUCUAAAACGCCUUGCCUCCUUGCCCAUGUUGUAAAUGUUACAGGGAAAAUGGAAGGUGAGGCAUUGGUGGACAUAGCCUCAGCGGCUCACUUCUUGACUGACAACUAUCUCAUCAUCACAGGGGUUGUUCACAAGUCCGUUGAAUGCCAUUCUGCUAAAGGCACACAGGUAGCUGCACUGAACAAGGACUGUUGGCGAGCAAUUUUGCGCCACCUCUGCAUUGCAGAUGUGUUGGCGCCAUAGUAGGGUGUUCUUGUCAGUGCAAUAUGUUGCUUUCAUCGAACUAUCGCACCAAACGAGGGUUUCCCAUGCACUGAAGAGCAGCAUAGGAACUUCUAUACUUCGUAACAAGCAUCAUAUUCACAGUGACAUCUUGAAAUUUGUGACAAAGCUGCCAAUGGACUAAGUUGAAUCUAUUAAAUUCGUUAUGUUGCAAGUAAUUUAUGUAGUUAAUUUUGUGCCCACUGUUACUUAUCAGUCAUUUGCUGACUAGUCAUGUUUUUAAAUUAUUAUAUGCUCCUUGUUUUUGGACCACAAAAUAUCUUUGAUUUAUGUUUGUGGUAACUUGGUGGUAACAUCUGUCAAAAUUUUCUUACUAUUUGUUGCAGCCACACCUUGUGCUGGCUGUGUUGCAUAUGCUAGUACUGCUAUUGUUGUUUACGAUAGCCAAAACACCAUUUAUUGGUAUUGUUUUAGUUGGCUUAUUUGGCAUAAGUAUUCUUGCAAUAUUUUUCUGCUUUGCACUUGUGUGGUUUUAUAAUCAUUAUUUAUUUGAUAGUUAAUGUAUUUCCUGUAUAUAUGUCAGUUAGACCUUGAAACAGGUUUAAUUUUUAUGUGAACUGGUUUUAUGUUUAACCUUUCUUGACUUGCAACUUUCAUGUACCUAGUCCAGCUUUUCUUCGUAUUCUGUGUUCUGUUUGUUUGCAAGAACAUCAUAUGGAUUAGCGUACUAGUGCAGCCAUAUCCUUAGCAGCUAACUAGUUGCAGUGCUUAAAGCUCUGUUAAAGUAUAGCCAGUAUUGGAGUGGAGAUUGCUAGCAAUGAAUGCUGAAGGUUCAGAAUAAAUUGCUUAGUACAUAGCGAUGAAAAUAAUUCAGUUGUUUGACAUUCUUUGUCUUCCAUAAAUAAGACUUAAAAUUUCAAUUUCUAUAUUCAAUUUCUAAGAUGUUGAGUCUUCUUUGGUGCUGAUGCGACAUGAGCAUUUUUGAAAGACACUUGUUUAGCUGUAAAAGUGGCUACGCAGAGUAUAGGAGCACUGUUCCUAGUACUGUGAUUUAGCAUCACCAUAGUUUCUGUCACUUGUAUUAAAAUCUUUUUCAGAAAUUUUGAAACCGUUGUAUCCACCGUCAUCUACUCAUUGCAAAAAGUACAGGACUUGCUAUAUAGUGGCUUGAUUCCAGCUUUUCGAUAGCAUGGAAAAGCUUUGGUUGUGGUUAUCUUAUGCAUAAAUUUAAGUGACAUUGAUUGUACUAGGUUGUUACAGCCAUUUCUGUAACUCAUUUUAUAUCAACUGCCACUUCCGUAGCUGGCAAAGGUCCAAAAGAAUUGGGAGACCUUCUAAUUUGUUCCUUUUCUUUGCAAAGCUUAGAGAAGCUUUAAAUUAUUCUGAUGUAGUACAUCAGUAUGGAUAGCUUUUGUUUUCCAAGCCAUAGCAACUGUGAUGCUGUAAGUGCUGCUCGGGGUUGCGGAAAUGUUCUGAAUAAUAAAGUUUAUAUAAUUUGGCAUAAAA
Molecule: messenger RNA, 4039 nt
Organism: Dermacentor andersoni
Lineage: Eukaryota; Metazoa; Arthropoda; Arachnida; Ixodida; Ixodidae
Source: RefSeq, a predicted model, not a curated record